Didymella exigua CBS 183.55 is the source of this 1191-nucleotide messenger RNA. RefSeq lists its product as uncharacterized. The record is from RefSeq and is a predicted model, not a curated record. Bases 62 to 1045 code for a protein of 327 amino acids. The transcript has a single exon. Lineage: Eukaryota; Fungi; Ascomycota; Dothideomycetes; Pleosporales; Didymellaceae.
AUUCUUUCCCACACUUUCGUUGUUUACUUUCAAUACCCACACUCGUUUCAACAGACACAGGAUGUCUCCUUCUAGCACUUUCAUCGUGGGCGCCGGCCUACUGGCCCAGCUCGCCACUGCCUACACUGUGGUCAGCGUCGGCCAGCCUUUCAUGUACAAGAAUGUUGACCCUAUCGUGUACCCUGGCUCGUACGACAAGUCCCACUUGCACACCUUCUUCGGCUCUGACGGUGUCACCGCCAACACAAACUCCUCUGCUGAGCUCGAGACCGGCUGCACCAGCGCCGAGAACCCCAACGACCUGUCUGUCUACUGGGUCCCCACCUUUCUGUACACCGCCGAUGGCACGACCUACAAGCCCGUCCCCGUCUCGCGCUUCAGUGCGUACUACAACCUUGGUGAGACACCUGCCGAAGUCGCCAUCCCCCAGAACCUGAAGAUGCUCGCCGGCUCUGCCAGCGCAACAACAAAAAGCGCCAGUCCCGCCGAUGCACAGGUGUCGUGGUUCUGCGAAGGCGACGCAGCCUCGGCCCUCGACAGCAACGGCUUCCCGUCCAAGACCUGCUCCACCCAUCUGCAGACGCUGCUGUUAUUCCCGCAGUGUGUCAACGAGGCCACGCUUGAGACAGCGUACAAGUCGGCGAGCUACGGCACGACGAACCGCUGCCCAACUGGCAUGAAGCGGAUGGCGCAGUUGCGUUUCUCCAUCCGCUACGACCUGCGUAAGGCUCUGCCCAACGGCUGGUCCGGCACCUUCCCCGGCAAGCUCGCGUGCGGAUCGGCGUGGUGCUCGCACGGCGACUUCAUCAACGGCUGGCCUACGGACGCUGCUACCAACAUGAUUGCUGCGACGGCCGAGAAGUCGCACUUCGCUGCUGUUGAAGGCAAGCUCGGAAAGCACGGCGAGACGCCCACGUGCAAGCAGGCUGACGCGGAGCCGGACAAGGGAACCAGCGACUAUGCCAAGAGUGUCAGUAUGAUGAGCAAGCGCGAGAUCGCUGCUCUGGGAUGGGUUAGCAGGACCAGGUUUGCCAAGUACUUGUAGACGGUAAAACGUCUCAAGCGAUAGCAUAUUCAUGUAUAUACUUGUCUGCGUCGUGCACACAUCGAAAUUUCGAUGGCGACAUGAACAAUGGAGUAGCUAGCCUCGACGGCCACGUACCCAAACCAAAUCCUUCUUCCUUGCGCAUC